GCCACUUACCUGUCCCCCGGUCUCGCUGUGUCCCGCGCAGCCCGUUUUACCGGCCGCCCUUUAUUCCAGGAGGCCGGCAUCUUCAGUGUGGGCACGAGUAGCGCUGCGCUUCAUGAAUGGUCCUGUAGUCUUCUGGGACCUGUCACGUGUCCCAAAAGAAUACAGGGAGGGAGGACACUCUCCGUGUCCGAUCGCCUAGGUGAUCGGACCGGAAGUGGGAGCCGGUACCUGUCAAAUUCGGGUACCCGCUCCCUGAAGGUGCCAAUCCUUAAUGGGGAGCAGUCCUUAAAGCGGAACUUCCCCUUAUGGGUGGAGCUCCGCUUU
Molecule: messenger RNA, 324 nt
Organism: Staurois parvus
Lineage: Eukaryota; Metazoa; Chordata; Amphibia; Anura; Ranidae
Source: the annotation of a GenBank genome assembly